GGUGGGGGUGGGGGUGGGGGUGGGGGCGCAGGCCUGAGCCCUCCUCACUCCAGGCUCCUGCCGCCGGGCCGUGGGAGGUCGCGGACCCCACUGCCUCAACUCGCACCCCACGCCGAGCCGAGCCCCCUUUGCUACGCGCACACACGCUCCGGCGCGCGCGCACACACACACCUCGGACAUUCCCAUAGUGCCUCACGUGACACACGGCCCCGAACGUGCCCACCCUUCACACACGCUCACGCACGCGUGCACACACAAACACACACACGGCCUCCGGGCCACUUCCCAACUCCACUCCCGACCCCCAGCCGCAGCCCUGCGAAGGCACUCAUUGACUGUGACACACCUACACUCAUUCACAGACACACACACUCCCCCCCACACAUGCCAACCACAGACACACAUUCAUAAACAGGGCCGGGAGAAGUACACACGCACCCCCUCGCCUACUCUCUCCGAGCCCUGAGUCAUUCCUGCCCCCUCUCAGGGCUCCCCAUUCCCCUACGUUGGAACACAUUGGCGGGCUAGGGAAUUCUUGGGCAGCCCCUUCGCAGGGCUCCCCUCUCCUCCCCACGGUGUUGUUCCCUGGGAGGUUGCUCUGGGAGGUUCCCUGGGUGUUGCUCUGGGAGGACUUCCUGUGGGUCCCAGGUCAGAGGCGAGGAAGGCCUGGAGGGUUGCCACAGCUCUGCUGUGAGUGGGGGAGGCACUUCCUUUUCCUGAACUCUGGGAUCCUGCAGGAAGAAGCUGGGAAGUUGGGUGGGGUCCCCACAGAGGCCGGCCCUGGCUGUGGUGGGGUUGACUCUCCCAGAAGCACUGGGGCUUAGGGAGGAGGGGGGGGUGCGCCAGAGGCCGGGAAUGAACUUGGCCUGGAGGAGGCCCAGUGGGGGCCGAGGCACGGGCCCUUGCCAUGGAGUCCAUGUUUGAAGAUGACAUCAGCAUCCUGACCCAGGAGGCACUGGGGCCCAGUGAGGUGUGGCUGGAUGCCCCAGGAGACCCCUCGCUGGGGGGGGACAUGUGCUCCGCCUCCCACUUUGCCCUCAUCACAGCCUAUGGGGACAUCAAGGAGCGGCUGGGAGGCCUGGAAAGGGAGAAUGCCACCCUCCGACGCCGUCUCAAAGUCUACGAGAUCAAGUACCCACUGAUCAACGACUUUGGAGAGGAGCACGGCUUCUCCCUGUAUGAAAUCAAGGAUGGCUCCCUGCUGGAGAUGGAGAAGGUCAGCCUGCAGCAACGGCUCAACCAGUUCCAGCAUGAGUUGCAGAAGAAUAAGGAACAGGAGGAACAGCUUGGGGAGAUGAUCCAGGCUUAUGAAAAACUUUGCGUGGAGAAGAGCGACCUGGAGACCGAGCUGGGGGAGAUGCGGGCCCUGGUGGAGACCCACCUGCGGCAGAUCUGUGGCCUUGAACAGCAGCUACGACAGCAGCAAAGUCUCCGGGACGCCGCCUUCCCCAGCCCCAGCCCCCCGCCCACCCCUGGCCCACCAUGUGCUGAUCUGGACCUGCACUACUUGGCACUGAGAGGAGGAUCUGGCUUGAGUCACGCAGGCUGGCCAGGCCCCACAGCCAGUGUGAGUGAGCUGGAGCGACGGCGGCUGGAAGAGGCCCUGGAGGCUGCCCAGGGCGAGGCCCGGGGGGCUCAACUUCGGGAGGAACAGCUCCAGGCUGAGUGCGAGCGGCUGCAGGGGGAGCUGAAGCAGUUGCAAGAGAGCCGGGCCCAGGAUCUCGCCUCCAAUCAGUCAGAGCGGGACAUGGCAUGGGUGAAAAGAGUCGGGGAUGAUCAGGUGAAUUUGGCGCUGGCUUACACGGAGCUGACUGAGGAGCUGGGCCGGCUUCGGGAGCUGAGUUCCCUGCAGGGGAGGAUCUUGAGGACUCUGCUGCAGGAGCAGGCCCGGAGUGGCGGCCAGAGGCACUCGCCGCUGUCGCAGCGCCACUCCCCGGCCCCCCAGUGCCCCUCGCCCUCCCCGCCCGCGCGCGCCGCGCCCCCCUGCCCCCCGUGCCAGUCCCCCGCCCCCCAGCGCCGCUCCCCCGGGCCCCCGUGCCCCUCGCCCCAGCAGCGCCGCUCGCCCGCCUCGCCCUCCUGCCCGUCGCCCGUCCCGCAGCGCCGCUCGCCGGUGCCGCCGCCCUGCCAGCCCCCCAGCCCGCAGCGCCGCUCCCCGGGGCCCCCCGCCUGCCCGGCCCCGCAGCCGCGGCCCCCGCCGCCCCCGCCGCCGGGCGACCGGACGCCGGCCGAGCGCGCCUACGCCAAGCCGCCCAGCCACCACGUGAAGGCGGGCUUCCAGGGCCGGCGCAGCUACUCGGAGCUGGCGGAGGGCGCGGCCUACGCGGGCGCCCCCCCGCCCUGGCUGCAGGCCGAGGCCGCCACGCUGCCCAAGCCGCGGGCCUACGGCGAGCUCUACGGGCCCGGCCGGCCGCUCAGCCCGCGGCGCGCCUUCGAGGGCAUCCGGCUGCGCUUCGAGAAGCAGCCGUCGGAGGAGGAGGAGUGGGCCGUGCCCGCCAGCCCGCCCAGCCCCGAGGCGGGCACCAUCCGCUGCGCCUCCUUCUGCGCGGGCUUCCCCAUCCCCGAGGCGCCGGCCGCCGCCUACGCCCACGCCGAGCACGCGCAGUCCUGGCCGUCCAUCAACCUGCUGAUGGAGACAGUGGGCUCUGAUAUCCGCAGCUGCCCCCUCUGCCAGCUAGGUUUCCCCGUCGGGUACCCAGAUGAUGCCCUCAUCAAACACAUUGACUCCCACCUGGAGAACAGCAAGAUCUAGGGUGCCUCGCCCACCCACUGGCUGUUUCUCCAUCUUCUCUCAUCACCCCCAAACACUCACUUUGAAUGCUGCAUGAAUCUCGUGGGGGGCCCCUGCCCCUUGCGACCCCCAGAUACCUCCACUAGCUACUGAGUCCAUGUGUGUGCCGUCUUCCCUGGUCUAGGCACCACUCAGCCCUGGCUCUUCCUGGAAGGCCAGCCGAGGCUCUCCCCAGCUCCCUGGCUUCUGCUGGGGAGGUAGGGAUCUGGGCUGGGAUGGGGAGGGGCCUACCCCACCCAGCCUCUCCCUCUGCCUUUCCGUUCUCAAGACAGGGUUGGAUCCAAGAAGAUGUCUAGUGCUUGGGCCCAGGGGAGGGGGAGGGUGUCAGAGGACUCUGGGCGCUCCCCCAGCCUCUCCCCAGAUGUCCAUCUUCCUCAGGCUGUGCUCUGUCCAGGGAGUGCCUCCCUAUGGGGGCCCGGAGCCUGCCUUGUACACUGAUACCGGUUCCUCCAUCCUACGGCCAGCUUGGGGCUCUUGGCACAGGGCCCCCUUGGGGGAAGGAGGCAUCUUGUUUCUGGCCAUUGCCUGCAGGCUUGUCCUGUUCUCCUCAUGCUCUGCUCCUCUGGGGAAUAGGGAGGGUAGGAGUGGAGAGGGAGGACCCUGCAGGACUGGGAGGAUUCAGCCUGCAGAGGCUGCCCUGAGGGCAGGGGGCACGGGGGACACCCUGCACCGUGACCCCCAGGCCAGGGCAGUAUCUGUGCCAGCCUCCCAGGUCCCCACAUCCCACUAGCACCAGGACACAGAUUGUUAAGACAGAUGCCCCCCUUCACCCUUACCCUAGUCGGGUCCCUGAUAUCACAGGUGACACCACGGGUGCCCUGGAGCCCGUGUGUGACUCGGCCUCUGUUAUUUGGGUGGGUGUCAUCAGCCCUGCCUCCCAGGCCGGAACCUGCGGAUGGGCCCAGGGUGCUGUUGGAGAUCAACUUCAAAAGAGCUAACCCCUUUUCCAUCCCCCAGUGACCCACAUUCCCUCUGUGAAAUCUACCUCAGAGUUGUACCCUCAGAAGGAUGGGUAAGCAGGAGGCCAGGGGGUCCCCAGGGCUGAGGUGGGGAGCUUCCUGCGGCAAGAGCCUGCUGCCCCACGAUGAAUCCAACCUCCCCCCCACCACUACCACCACUGCGAGCGUCUUCCAGGUCUCAGCCCCGGGGCCGGUGGCAGUGGGCGCUACUGUCAGUGCAUGUCCCAUUCUGAUCCAACACUUCCAGGCCCCCCUCCCCCACCUCCUCACACCCCUCCCUUCCUCCUCAGCGCAGGGGAGUGAAGAGGUGUGUCAGGCAGGAAGGGGCCAAGGGACUCCAGAGACACAUGGCAUUGUACCUUGAGUGUCCCCCUAGGGUGGGGGAAGGGGAAGGGGCCUGGAGAGGGAGGUGGGGGCCCCUGAGCUCUCUGAACAAGUUGAAAUCCAAAUAAAACUUACCUGUUCCAUCUGC
Canis lupus familiaris (dog) is the source of this 4219-nucleotide messenger RNA. RefSeq names its product TBK1 binding protein 1 (gene TBKBP1). Gene Ontology annotation, cellular component: cytoplasm. Gene Ontology annotation, biological process: canonical NF-kappaB signal transduction. The transcript is spliced from 10 exons. NCBI's taxonomy places the organism in Eukaryota, Metazoa, Chordata, Mammalia, Carnivora, Canidae. Bases 908 to 2749 code for a protein of 613 amino acids. The record is from RefSeq and is a predicted model, not a curated record.